AUGUCCCAGGUGCUCCAAAAACGUCGUGGUGGACGCACUGUCCAGGUAACCAACAAUGCUAGUGAUGAUGAAGAUUACAGUAAUGAUUCGCACAAAGUCGGAGUCGACCGGCGCGACAUUGUCGACAAUAAAACCUUGAAGGUGCCCUUUUUGACCUUGAUGGAGGAGGUGUUGUUGGUGGGGUUGAAGGAUAAAGAGGGCUAUCUCCUGUUCUGGAAUGACAACAUUUCGUACGCUCUUCGGGGGUGCGUUUUGUUGGAGUUGGCAUUUAGAGGCAAGAUUUCAUUGGUCAACGACCCUGCGCGCCGGCGGUUUGACUUGUGUGACCGGUUGGUGGAGGUCAUUGACGCGGAGCCCACCGGGGAGCAUUUGCUCGAUGAAGCGUUGAAAACAAUGAAAAACGACGAGGGCCAUUUGUCGAUCUCCAAUUGGAUCGACUUGCUCUCGGGAGAAACCUGGAACUUGAUGAAGAUCAGCUACCAGAUGAAACAGGUGCGUGAGCGUUUGGCUAAGGGUCUUGUAGACAAGGGAAUAUUGCGCACAGAAAGAAAGAACUUCUUCUUGUUCGACAUGGCCACGCACCCAAUUGCAGACAAGAUCCUGAAGGAAUAUGUCAAGAACCGCGUGUUGAGCGUGUUGACCCAAAAAACCUGCGACUUAGAUCCUUUGAGCAACGACCAGUUCCCUGCUGACACAUCCUUUAGAUACUUGCGUACUGUGGCAUUGGUGUGUGGUCUGUGUGCUGCCAAUGUGUUGGAGAAUGUCUUGUUACUGUUGACAUUUGAGAAGCGCGACCAGGCGUUUUUGCGCGCUGAUGAACUAUUGGGCACUUACUCCCAAUUUCCCUUCGAUCUGCUGGCCAAGAAUGCGCUGGGCAUGGGUACAAACUUAGCACAGGAGAUUGCCGACGAAAUCGUGCUGAGCGGUGCUUCUGAGUUGCAACUCGAGUUGAUCGCUGGUGUGAUCAGCGUGUUCUCAAGAAUGGAUUCGAUUUUGUAA
Molecule: messenger RNA, 999 nt
Organism: Australozyma saopauloensis
Lineage: Eukaryota; Fungi; Ascomycota; Pichiomycetes; Serinales; Metschnikowiaceae
Exons: 1
Coding region: 1-999 (332 amino acids)
Biological process (GO): retrograde vesicle-mediated transport, Golgi to endoplasmic reticulum; Golgi organization; Golgi to plasma membrane protein transport
Cellular component (GO): cytosol; trans-Golgi network; Golgi cisterna
Molecular function (GO): phosphatidylinositol-4-phosphate binding
Source: RefSeq, a predicted model, not a curated record